Molecule: messenger RNA, 334 nt
Organism: Amoebophrya sp. A25
Lineage: Eukaryota; Dinophyceae; Syndiniales; Amoebophryaceae
Source: the annotation of a GenBank genome assembly
UGAAGAGUGGGCUCAAGAAGCGGCCCCUCUGCGAUCUUGGUCAUCAGCCGCGAGUCCGACGAAUGCUCAUGAUGGUGAACGUCCUCCAAGUACUCGUCUACCAAGUACUCUAACCAAUCUAAAAAUGAGCAAGCAAGAGACAGAGCACCAGCAGGGAGUAGAUGGUUCUCUUCAACCAGGCCCGUCGCGAAAGACUUUUCUCACGUCUGGAGCAGCAUUGCGUAACAAAGGAAAUAGCAUCGUCAAGAAAACGACAAGUCGACGAAAGCGUCGAACUACGACCACUGCUUACGAUGAGGAAGGUGCAGAGGUGGAUCAUGAAGGUGGUGAUCUU